AUGCAAAGCAAUUUCACAAUCAAAAUAUUGCCAUACUUAAAUCAAAUGGUUGUGACAACGGACCCUGAUACAGAAAUUCAAGAAAUGCUCGAAUACAUUAAGAGUUAUUAUGAGUAUAGAGUUUAUUUAUUUCUUAGUAUUAGAUCCGAUACAAAAUAUUGGACAUGCUAUUCUGAAAUGAAACGCAUUUUCUUACAUCACAAUUGUGGGAUUGGAAUUGCCAAAGAUGAUAAGCUUAUCAUCAAUACUUCACCUAAUUAAAAAUAGAGUACUCCAGAUGUUGAUCUUGCAAACUCGUAGUCUUUUAUCUAUUCUGAAUUAUAAUACAGUUAAAAUUACUGUCAACAAUAUUUGCUACAGAAUUAAAUUCAACACUAAUCCUGCAAUAAAUAUAAUAGUGGAUAGCAAUCUCAUUUAAAUUAAUCUGAUUAUAUAUUUGAUACAACUUAGUUCUAAGCGCCAUUGGAACGUUGGGAAUCAGUGAUCAUCAAUUUUGAAAUUAUUAAUGGAAGUAAGAAAUACUACUUAUAGUGUACCUAUAGGGAAGAUGAUAUAUUAAACGAUUUAGCUAUAACUGUGCUUGCAUAUUUAAGAGUAUCAAGGUAUUCUAUUAAAUUAUAAUUAGUGAGAGGGCAUCCUGUGAUUUAUUUUAUAGUAAUUGCAGUCUCAAUAAUUAUGAUACGCGUUAGUAACAAAUUCGUCAUACACGCUUUAUUGAAUCUGGUAUUACUCUACACGCACAAUUAAGAUGGAUUGGAUUAAAAAAUUGA
Messenger RNA from Paramecium octaurelia, 770 nucleotides. Lineage: Eukaryota; Ciliophora; Oligohymenophorea; Peniculida; Parameciidae. The record is from the annotation of a GenBank genome assembly.